AUGUUGAACAGUCGAGUUUUCACCUCUCCUUCUUUGCUUUACCGUUCGUUUCCCAAGGUUUUGUUACUCAGAAGUGCAAGUUCGGGCUCCAACGGAAAUAGUAAUGAUACAAAUGUGUCAUCAUCGUCCUUGGUUGAAGAUCAGAAGCACCCUACUGAAGGAACUGAACGCAAAACCGAAUCUGCAGGUUUUGUAUCCCAAGAGGUCAAGAAACAAGAGAAUGCUUUAGAUUCGAAAGAGUUGCCAAGUGAAGUCGUCCAAAGUGGGAAAAGCGGUAGUUUAAGGGCAUCUUCUUUGCGGGAGAAUCUUAAAAACUUAGGCUCAAAGCCUAACUUGGAGAGUGUUGAAAAGUUGAUUAUAGGAGAAAAAUUGGAAAAAGAUGUGGACACCAAGGAACAAAGAGAGCCCCCAGAAAUAAUUGAUCCUCGUCUAAAAACGCUGGGAAAGAAUUUUCCCCAUGGAGGAGUGGGGGAUAAGAAGUACAACAAGAUUGUUCAGGAGUUAGCAGGUGAGGAGGCCGAGUGGAAGCUGAAGUCUGGUGGCUCAUCCAGUCUCUUGGAUUCAUUGAAGUCUGUGGAAGGAAUUGGGAAUGGUGACAUGAAGAGUUACCUAGAGAAGUCUAUAGAAGAGACAAGGAGUAGAAAAAGAAAAAAGUUUGGAGAAACUUUGUUGUCUAGCAAAAGUAAGUCCCUGCCUCAGAAAUCAGAAAGAAAAUGGGUUGAAAGAAAUCUUGAAGAUUUAGAGAAAAGUCUAAGCAAGCCAGAGCUAUCACAAGGUAAAUCUGACCCUGAGCUGAAUAAUAAAAUCAAAGAUAUCCUCUCAGAGUUGAAAGUUGCACCAAAGCAACUAGGAACAGCAAAAACCAUUGUUGCUGCUGUGGAGAAUUGGGGUAAGACAUCAUUUAACCUUUCACAGAAUAUCAUGGAUGAGUACAAUGAGCAAACUGAGGAGUCACAGACUAAGUUAGCAGAGUAUUCUCUCAAGGAAGGAAACAGACUUGGCCUCUUUGACGGCAUUCUUAAUGAUGCAAAGGCCAAAAAUCUGAAGAUCCACCAGGGCACAAAUACCUUUCUGAUGCAAUCUGAUCUUUUGGAAGAAGCAGAUAAGAUCCAUCAGAUUGGGGUGUAUCAAAAUGCUUUUAGAGAUGAAAUCAGUCUUUCUGAUAGACUUUGGCGGUAUCCAGUGGAUAAUGAAGUUUGUAAGGUUCAAGAGGAGGGAGUUAGUUUUGAGGAACAUGUAUUCCUGGAAUACCUAUUGGAUGACUUUCCAAGUAAAGGACCAGUGCGUCGUUUCAUGGAGCUGGUCAUCAAUGGAUUGCAGAAAAACCCUCACUUGACUGUGGAAAUGAAAAAGGAACGUGUUGGAUGGUUUAAGAAUUAUUUUUCAGAUUUUUCUGAAGAGGAACUUAAUUUUUGA
Messenger RNA from Porites evermanni, 1416 nucleotides. The record is from the annotation of a GenBank genome assembly. NCBI's taxonomy places the organism in Eukaryota, Metazoa, Cnidaria, Anthozoa, Scleractinia, Poritidae.